This is a messenger RNA of Coniosporium apollinis CBS 100218, 483 nucleotides long. RefSeq lists its product as uncharacterized. The transcript has a single exon. The coding region runs from base 1 to 483 and encodes 160 amino acids. The record is from RefSeq and is a predicted model, not a curated record. NCBI's taxonomy places the organism in Eukaryota, Fungi, Ascomycota, Dothideomycetes.
AUGAAAACGACCGCCAAACCGGUCCCACCGCCCCCCGCCAAACCUCCGAUUCCGCACACCCAAAUCGAUUCCCUCACAAUAACGCACCACACCCAUUUCCGACGCUACCUCACAACCCACACGCUUCCCCCCUCCCCCCCGCCCUCCCUCACUCUCCUCGACAAGCUCUCCCGCAUCUCCUCCGAGAAGUUCUCUCAGCUCUGCACCGACAUCCACGACGAGCUGCGGCGGCGGCAGUACAUCGAAGCCAUCGAGACCUCUGGGGAUGGCAGCGGGAAGGGCAAGACGCCCGCGACGGUCGAGGGGUUGCCGGGGGUGCAUCCCAGAAGAAAUGGUGCUAGACGGCAGCUCGGGGGGUUGAGUGAGAGGAGAUUUGGCUGGUUGGUUAGGGACGUGGGGGGGGAGAUGGGGGGUGGCCGGGGAUUGGCGGGGGGGGGGGGGGGGGGCGGAGGGAGGGAGGGGAAGGCUAGGGGCGGACGGUGA